Pogoniulus pusillus (Red-fronted tinkerbird) is the source of this 779-nucleotide messenger RNA. It is a transcript of the gene S100G, whose product is annotated as S100 calcium binding protein G. The record is from RefSeq and is a predicted model, not a curated record. Bases 439 to 684 code for a protein of 81 amino acids. The transcript is spliced from 5 exons. Gene Ontology annotation, molecular function: calcium ion binding; calcium-dependent protein binding. Gene Ontology annotation, cellular component: cytoplasm. Lineage: Eukaryota; Metazoa; Chordata; Aves; Piciformes; Lybiidae.
AAUGGCCCCAGGAAGGCAGCAGCUCCAAGCUUGCCCAUCUGGGCAGAGGAUCCUCCUCCUGGCAUCACAGGGAAGCAGAGAAGUGAGCUGCAUCACUUGGAUUAUCUCAUUGUCCUCCCUGGUCAAAGAUGACAGUGGCAUAAGGAGCACUAAGGAGAAGCCAUCUCCGGGCCUCAUUUCUUUGUUUGCACAGUAAGAAAGCAGCAUCCAAGCUGUGAGGAGCAGCUCGAGGGCUCAGCUGCACGGAAAUCAUCUAUUUUCCAGCUCAUUGCACUGCCCAAGUGCUGCACUGACUCACUGACAAAUGCCAGUUUCACAAGCAGGGUGGAGCAUCCAAGCCACUAUAAAGGUUACCUCAGUCUGAGGCUCUCACUGCUGCUGGAUACUUUUGGAAGCUCUGGACUGUGAGUGAGUUCCUGCUCUAGAGCUCAGCUCACCAUGGAACAUUUACUCAACGACAACCUGCUGAAGUCCUUCACCGAGUAUGCCCUGAGGGAGGGCAGCACCAGUGCCCUGUCCAUCCCUGGGCUCAAAACUCUGCUGCAGAAUCAGUUUGCACAGUACCUGAAGGACUCAUUCUCCCUCGACAACAUCAUCAAAUCCCUGGACAAGGACAAGGACGGCAGGGUCAGCUUCGACGAGUUCCUGGCGCUCAUCAAACGGCUGACUGGGACAGGACAGUGAGGAGAGGAGAGCCUGCAGCUGCCCAGCGCCCCUGCACGCCCAGCCCACACCUGCUGGGCAUCUCCAACGGCACAGAAUAAAGCUGUCACAGGCAA